Molecule: messenger RNA, 1215 nt
Organism: Limulus polyphemus (Atlantic horseshoe crab)
Lineage: Eukaryota; Metazoa; Arthropoda; Merostomata; Xiphosura; Limulidae
Product: histidine-rich glycoprotein-like
Exons: 1
Source: RefSeq, a predicted model, not a curated record
AUGGAUCAUUCUGUUAUGAACCACUCACUAAUUAAUCAUCCUAUGAUGAACGUAACGGAACUUACUCCAACUACAGCCACUUUCCUUCAAGCUCUGGUCACUACCAUGAUGAUGCAUCAUGUCCACAAUCAUACAUCUUCAAGAGCAUCUGCAACUCUACCUUCAGCUUCAAAGUAUAAUGAUUCCCUUCAUGAUUAUUCUCAUUCUGGAUUAAAGGUACCACCCAUUUUAACAAACGCAAGUGUUCACAAUAAGGAACAUGGACACCACUACAAGUCUACUAUAAACCUUACAAGUCCAAUUCAGCCUCCUGAACAUGAAGACUUUAUACAAACUCACCACAGUCACUUUCAGUCUCAUGUGUCACCCAGUUUACCAGACUUAAAUAAUCAUAAAAAGGAAAAUGACCAUCACUAUGACCCCCUAACUAUUUCUACAGGCCAACCUCAGUUUUCUGAACAUGGUGAAUCUCUACCUAGUCAUGGUGACCAUUCUCAAUCUCAGGCAUCUGCUGCUUUAACACACUUAGAUUACUACAACCAAGAACAUGACCACCAUGAUAAAUUUCCAACAACUUCUACAAGAAUAAAUGAUUUUGCUGAACAUGAUGAUUCUGUACAUGACCAUCACGGUCAUUCUCAGCCUCAGGCAGUUGUGUCUCCUGCUUUGCUGAACGUAAGUCAUCACAACAAGGAGCAUGAGCAUCACUAUAACCUUCAAACUAUAUCUCCAAGACCAGCUCAGUUUCCUGAAAAUGGUGAUUCCCUGCCUACUCACAAUGACCAUUCUCAAUCUCAGACAUCUAAUAUAGUGACAGAAAUAAAUGUCCACAAUCAGAAGCAUGGUAACCAUCAUGAGCUUCCAGUGGCUUCUACAAAAUCAAGCCAAUUUUUUGACCACAAUGAUUCUAUAAAUGACCACCAUCAUGGACAUCACCAGUCUCAAGAAGUUGUGUCUCCAACUUUAAUGCACGUAAAUGAUCACCACAAAGACCAUAGCCAUCACAAUGAAUAUGUAACAGCCUCUUCUACUCAAGAACAUUUGUCUGAACAGGAUGAUUCUGGUCAUGCUCACCAUGUUAAGUCUCAGGAACAAAUGGAUAUGUCUCCUGCUAUAACAAAUAAAAAUGAUCAUUCUCUACACAGUCAUCAUAGUACUUCAGUACAUGCUCAUGGUGAUCAUGGAAGUGGUAAUCAUGUAGGACAUAGCAUGCAG